This is a messenger RNA of Eremothecium gossypii ATCC 10895, 1239 nucleotides long. RefSeq names its product guanine nucleotide exchange factor VPS9 (gene VPS9). Gene Ontology annotation, cellular component: cytosol; endocytic vesicle. The coding region runs from base 1 to 1239 and encodes 412 amino acids. Gene Ontology annotation, biological process: vesicle-mediated transport. The transcript has a single exon. Gene Ontology annotation, molecular function: guanyl-nucleotide exchange factor activity; ubiquitin binding; small GTPase binding. The record is from RefSeq and is marked provisional. Lineage: Eukaryota; Fungi; Ascomycota; Saccharomycetes; Saccharomycetales; Saccharomycetaceae.
AUGCAACCCGAUGAACUAUCCACAUGCAAGUCCCAAGAAGAAUCCAAUCCGUCAGAUAGUAGAGAAUUGGAGCAUACCGAGGAGGAUGAGGACGACGAGAACUUUUACGAUUUCAGGCUGUUUAUCUCGCAGCUCCGGGAUUCUAGAGCGGAACCCAUCCUAAAAUACACGAAGUCAUUCCUGCAGGGGUUUGUGUCGAACCGCACCAUGUGGAGUGCGUCCGAACAGGUAAAGCUGCUCAAUGACUACAAGCUAUUCGUCUACGACAAAUACGCACAGUACGAGCCUUUUCGGUCGCUGGGCCCCACGAAACUGCGCAAUGCCAAGGAAGGCAUGGAGAAACUCCUGAUGGGCAAGCUCUACAUGCGCUGCUUCUCGCCAUGCAUUGGGCUGCCCGCCGAACGGCUGGAUCCGGAGCACGCCGCUGACCUAGAGCAGGAUGAGCAGCUGAAGGCCAAGAUAGCGGAGUACCGUUUCUUGGCGCCGGAGCACCUGGAGAUCCCCGACACGCUGUCGCCCAAGCUAAGCCGCUUCGUCGACCUUUCCGUCGCCGAGCUUGCGAAGAUCAACCAGUACAAGGCCCCCCGUGAUAAGAUCGUCUGCAUCCUAAACGCGUGCAAGAUCAUCUUCGGCCUGCUCAAGCAUUCACGUCUCGAGCACGGCGGUGCGGACGUCUUCGUCCCGCUGCUGAUCUACACCGUCCUGAAGAGCGACGUGUCCGCCCUGGCCUCGAACCUGCGCUACAUCGAGCGCUUUCGCCUGCCCGCAUUUCUCCACGGCGAGAGCGCCUACUACCUGAGCAGCCUGCAGGGCGCCGUCGGCUACAUCCUGCACCUGGAUCCCGAGAAACUGCACAUUCCAGACCCCGUUGCCUACAACGCCCUAUACGACGCCAACCGGCUCAGCCUGCCUGCACCGCCUCUCGAGGAGGCGCCGCGCGCACCCGCUGACUACAUCCUCCGGCCGCUGGAUGGCGCAGCCUCCACGGUCUUCAGCCUCUUUACGGACUUCCUGUCGCCCAAGAAUGAGAAGCCGCCCGACGCUGACGUAGACGAAAUCGACGAUCCUACAACUACUGAGCUGAUCCGCAAAUUGGAGCAUCAGGAACACCGCGAAAUGCUGCAGAACCUCCAAGGCAUGUUCCCGGACCUUGACCCAGGCCUCAUACACGACGUCUGUAUCGCGACAAGGUACCGCAUGGGAGCUUGUGUUGAUUCGCUCUUGUCAAUAUCGGACUGA